AUGGUUGAUGCAGCCAACGGUGUGUCCGCUGAGGCGGAGCGUUUCGCUAUCGGUAUCUCCUUUGGCAACUCGUCCAGUUCAAUUGCCCGCAUCUCGCCUGAGGGCAAGGCUGAGGUUAUUGCGAACGAGGAGGGAGACCGUCAAAUCCCUAGCAUCCUUUCUUACAUCGACGGCGAGGAGUAUCACGGCGCCCAAGCCAAGGCCCAGCUCAUCCGUAACUCCAGCAACACUGUCGCAUACUUCCGGGACUACCUUGGCAAGGACUUCAAGUCUAUCGACCCGACCCCAUGCCACGCUUCCGCCCACCCCCAGCAGAGCGACUCGACUGUGGCUUUCACCAUCCGUGACACUGAGAGCGAGACCCGCAACACUGUCACUGUCUCAGAAAUUGCAACCCGUCACAUUCGCCGUCUGAAGCAGUCUGCCUCCGACUUCCUUGGCAAAGAGGUUAACGCCGCCGUUAUCACCGUCCCCACAGACUUCACCGAUGCUCAGCGUGAGGCCCUUGUCGCUUCGGCCAAGGCUGCCGGUGUUGAGGUCCUCCAGCUCAUUGCCGAGCCCGUCGCGGCUGUCAUGGCCUAUGAUGCCCGCCCGGAGGCUACUGUCACCGACAAGCUGGUUGUCGUGGCCGACCUUGGUGGCACCCGUUCCGAUGUUGCCGUCAUUGCUUGCCGCGGUGGUAUGUAUACUAUCCUGGCCACUGCUCACGACUACGAGCUUGGCGGUGCCUCUCUGGACCAGAUCAUCAUCGACCACUUCGCGAAGGAGUUCAUCAAGAAGCACAAGACUGACCCCCGCGAGGACGCCCGUGGUCUGGCUAAGCUCAAGUUCGAGGGCGAGGGCACUCGCAAGGCCCUCAGCCUGAGCGCCAACGCUCAGCUGAGCAUUGAGUCUCUAGCCGAUGGCAUUGACUUUGGUUCCACCGUGAACCGUACUCGCUUCGAGCUCCUCUCCGGCAAGGUCUUCGCUCAGUUCACUGGUCUGAUUGAGCAGGUUGUCAAGAAGGCUGAGCUUGACGUCCUUGACAUUGAUGAGGUCAUCUUCUCCGGUGGUGCCUCCCACACCCCCAAGAUUGCCCAGCUGGCUGCCAACAUCUUCCCUGAGACGACCACCAUCCUGGCUCCCUCGACCUCGACCUCCGCCAUCAACCCCUCCGAGCUCUCUGCCCGUGGUGCCGCCUUCCAAGCCUCUCUCGUGCAGGAGUUUGACCGUGAGGACAUUGAGCAGUCUAUUCACCCCAUGGUGACUGUUACUCCUCACCUCAGCAAGGCCAUUGGUAUUGAGUUUUCUUCCAACACCGACACUACCUUCCAGCCCCUCCUCGGCGCCGAGACCGCUCUCCCCGCUCGUCGCAUCGCCCAGUACAGUGUUCCCAAGGAAGGUGGUGACGUCCUUGUCCGUGUGUGCGAGGGUGCCCGUAACAUCAAGGUCACCAAGCCUGAGCCCAAGGCCAAGGAGGAGAAGCCUGCUGCCGACGAGGAUGACUCCGACUUUGACUCCGACGAGGACGAAGAGGAGGAGACCCGUGAGAUCGUCUGGAAGACCGAGAAGCCCGUUGCCGAGCUCGCCGUCAAGGGUGUCAAGGCCGGCGGUAAGGUUGAGGUCAUGGUCCACGUCAACCCCGACCUGGGUCUGCAAAUCGCCGUGCGUGAGGUCGGUGGCUCGUCUGCCGUCCGUGGCGCUAUCAACGGCUCUGCGUAA
This is a messenger RNA of Penicillium macrosclerotiorum, 1701 nucleotides long. Its product is annotated as ribosome-associated complex protein SSZ1. Gene Ontology annotation, biological process: protein folding. Bases 1 to 1701 code for a protein of 566 amino acids. The transcript has 4 exons. The record is from RefSeq and is a predicted model, not a curated record. NCBI's taxonomy places the organism in Eukaryota, Fungi, Ascomycota, Eurotiomycetes, Eurotiales, Aspergillaceae. Gene Ontology annotation, cellular component: nucleus; cytosol. Gene Ontology annotation, molecular function: ATP binding; ATP-dependent protein folding chaperone.